Molecule: messenger RNA, 447 nt
Organism: Lodderomyces orthopsilosis Co 90-125
Lineage: Eukaryota; Fungi; Ascomycota; Pichiomycetes; Serinales; Debaryomycetaceae
Exons: 1
Coding region: 1-447 (148 amino acids)
Molecular function (GO): zinc ion binding; nucleic acid binding
Source: RefSeq, a predicted model, not a curated record
AUGUCGAUAGUGGAGCUACUGCAGGAAAUAGACAAGUUAGCAAAGGUUAUCAUCCAAAAGAACCUAGAGCUAGAGAAUUUGAAAAAAGGAUAUGAUGAGAGAUUGCGAGUUAUAAAUGAUUUCAUUGCCAAAGUACAUCCUGGUCAAGUUAAUGAGAGAAUCUCAUCUGAGACGUUUACUCAACAGAUAAGCAAAAGUAUCACUUGCCCCAAUUGUAAUCACGUAGUAUACAACAACAGUCAAGAGGAGUUUGUGCUAUUACCAAAUAAACAAAUAGAAUAUUUAUCAUCGGAAGGUGGUGUGGUUAAACCGCAAGUAACGACACCACAACCUAUGAAGUUAUCUACGCAGAAUUCAAAAAGGAAAUCGCACAUAACAUGCUCAUAUUGCAAGAAACAAGGUCAUACAAGAGCAAACUGCAAGAAGCGACUUGGUUGGACAGAUUGA